Molecule: messenger RNA, 1127 nt
Organism: Lacerta agilis (Sand lizard)
Lineage: Eukaryota; Metazoa; Chordata; Lepidosauria; Squamata; Lacertidae
Gene: SPRY3
Product: sprouty RTK signaling antagonist 3
Exons: 2
Coding region: 207-1115 (302 amino acids)
Biological process (GO): multicellular organism development; negative regulation of Ras protein signal transduction; negative regulation of MAP kinase activity
Cellular component (GO): membrane; cytosol
Source: RefSeq, a predicted model, not a curated record
CGCCCCGAAGGAGGGUUCUUGCCUUGUUUCAUCCGGAACGGCUCCGGUCGCUCUCCCGGCGACUGUACUUAAAACCACGGACGCGGCUUCUCCCCAGGGCGUCCCUUGGAUGGAAUCCGCGGGAGCGCUUCUGAUAACAGCUCUUGAAUCCUAGUCGAGGACCUUCUGAUGUUCCCUACUGACUGGAGCCUUCGUCCUUCCCCAGAAUGCCCUUUUCGGCCAGCACCACUGAGCGCAGCUCUGAAGACACCAUGGCUUCAGUGCCUGAGGAUUUCCAGCAGGUCCUUUCCAUCGACCAGAUUUGUGCCAUCCGUGCCACCAAUGACUACGUGGAGAGGCCUGCCUCCUCCAAGCAAGCUCCCUCCACCCCUUCUACACCCCAGUCACAAGCAGCCGACAAGCAGGAGGUGGCUCAGGAACGCCUGGUGCCCACCACCUUCCAGGACCUUCAACCUGGCCAGCCACCCCUCCAGCAGCCUCUGAGCCAUUCCAGCACUGCCAGCUCCAUCUCCCACAGCACCACAGCCUCAGAGCAGAGGCUACUCAGCAGCAUCACACCGUCGCACUCUGGGCACUCACUCGUCCGGACGCAGCCCCAAGUAGGCAACCCAAAGCCUGAGGAGCUGCAGAAGGGGACAUCUGAGAAGUCUCGUGUCCUCCAUGCUGGCCACCUCUUCAUCUGCGAAGAAUGCGGCCACUGCAAGUGUGCCCGCUGCAUGGCAACACGCAGCUUGCCUUCUUGCUGGCUUUGCAACAAGCGCUGCCUCUGCUCACCAGAGAACCUCAUUGACUAUGGGACUUGCCUCUGCUGUGUCAAGGGCAUUUUCUACCACUGCUCCUCAGAUGAUGAGGACACCUGUGCCGAUGACCCCUGCUCUUGUGGCCCGGGAUCCUGCUGUGCCCGCUGGGCUGCCAUGAGUUUUCUCUCCUUGCUCAUGCCCUGCCUGUGCUGUUACUUUCCCACCUUGGGGUGCCUCAAACUUUGCCAGCGGGGCUACGAUGCCUUUAAGCGGCCUGGUUGUCGCUGCCAGAACCACACCAAUACUGUCUGCAGGAAGAUCUCCUCCACAUCUAGUGGAGCCACUCUCCCCAAGACUUUGGACAAGCCAGUAUGACUUCCCACAGGA